Drosophila serrata is the source of this 930-nucleotide messenger RNA. It is a transcript of the gene Obp50c, whose product is annotated as Odorant-binding protein 50c. The record is from RefSeq and is a predicted model, not a curated record. Lineage: Eukaryota; Metazoa; Arthropoda; Insecta; Diptera; Drosophilidae.
CAUCAUCAUCAGCUCGGCAUUAUAUCCAUUUGGGUGUCUGGCUUUCAAGAUCCUUAUCGUUCGAACGAUUGCAUUUAAGCUGAUCCAAUUCAGACGGCUUAAUUGCAUAUGUCUGGCUUUGGACGAGCCCCCAAUAGAACGAAUCGCUGGACUUUGUCCUGCCCUGAAAUCAAAAAUCCACCAGCCGAUCACGAUGACUGCUCAGUUUGGGUCACGCGACUGCCGCUUAAACUAUUCGAUCUGCUCGAUUAAUUAGUGGAUCGCCCCUCUAAUCGAGAGUUAUAAAUUAAGCGGUUAGGCCCAGGCCAAGCUCAGACUGACUGAAAUAAUGGCGUGGAAUAAAGCUCUGCUGAUUUGCUCUUUGGUGGCCACAGUUUCCACUAAUCCACUGGAUGUGGACUGCACCCAUCGACAGGAUUUUCAAACUGUAAGAGGGUGCUGUUCCCUUCCCACCUUAAGAUUCGAGCAGUUCAGAAAAAAUUGUGGUAGAUAUAUGCCCACUGGAGCUCCCAAAGUAUCACCGUGCCUAUAUGAAUGCAUCUUUAAUGAGACAAAAAUCCUUGUGAACUCCAUACCGGAUCCAAUUAAUACGCGUGCCAUGUUGGAAAAGCUGCUGGGCAACAACCUGGACUUUCUGGAGGCAUAUCUUGAUGGCGUAAUAAACUGCACGGAUACUGUCCAGGAAAUGAUAAGGAAUCGAAGGCCCCGUCAUAUCGGGGUAACUGAUUACUGCUCCCCGGUGGCUCUCUUCUAUGGAAUAUGCUCCCAAAAGUAUGUCUUCAACAACUGUCCAUCGUCCAGUUGGUCAGGCACAGAGUCAUGUGAGAUGGCGCGAUUGGAGAACCUGCACUGUCCGAGUGCGCGGGCAUCACGUGGCGCUGGUGCUGCGUUACGAAACCCUGUGAUUUCCAGUAAUAAAACUUAAAAUUA